Messenger RNA from Dama dama (fallow deer), 540 nucleotides. RefSeq lists its product as uncharacterized. The coding region runs from base 1 to 540 and encodes 179 amino acids. The transcript has a single exon. Lineage: Eukaryota; Metazoa; Chordata; Mammalia; Artiodactyla; Cervidae. The record is from RefSeq and is a predicted model, not a curated record.
AUGCCACCCUGGGCCACGGGCUUCACUCCCGCCACCGCCCCGCCGGCCCGGGCCCCUCCCGCCGCGCCCCCCCCCCCCGCCCCUCCCGCCGGCGCCCCUCCCGUCGCCACCGCCCCCUCCCUGGCGCCCGGCGCCCCUCCCCCCGGCGCCCCUCCCCCCGGCGCCCCUCCCGUCGCCACCGCCCCCUCCCUGGCGCCCCCCCCGCCCCUCCCCCCGGCGCCCCUCCCCCCGGCGCCCCUCCCCCCGGCGCCCCUCCCCCCGGCGCCCCUCCCGUCGCCACCGCCCCCUCCCUGGCGCCCCUCCCACCGCCACAGCUCCUCUCGCCGGCGCCCCUCCCACCGGCGUCCCCCCCACGGGCGCCCCGCCCACCGGCGCCCCUCCCACCACGCCCCUCCCCGUCGCCCCUCCCACCGGCGUCCCUCCACCAGGAGGCCCUCCGAGCUCAACGCCAAGGCCAAGACAAGCAACCGGCUAAACUCGGCCAGAGGCAGCCCCUUUCGUGAAAAAAUGCUGUUUGGAUUUUAUUCAUCGACAUUUUAG